AUGGAGAAGAGGUUCAAAGUGUGGGUAUACAAGGAAGGAGAGCCACCAUUGUUUCACAGAGGACCCUUGAAAGACAUUUAUGCUAUUGAAGGCCACUUCAUCGACGAAUUAGAGAAUGGAAAGAGUCCGUUUCUUGCGCGCCACCCUGACGAUGCGCACGCCUUCUUCCUCCCCGUUGGCAUUGCAAAGGUUAUUCGAUAUCUAUACAGUCCCCGACUGGAUUAUGACCGCUGGCGCCUCCAAAGCGUCGUUACUGAUUAUAUAAGUGUCGUAUCGAAUAGAUAUCCCUACUGGAACAGAAGCACUGGAGCAGAUCAUUUCUUUGUGGGCUGUCAUGAUUGGGGACCAGAUGUUUCAAAUGCCAGUCCUAAGUUGUAUAAAAACCUUAUCAAAGUGUUAUGCAAUGCCAAUAUUACUGAAGGUUUCCAGCCAGCAAGAGAUGUUUCAUUGCCUGAAAUUAAAGUCCCUUCGAAAGCAUUGGGGCCACCUGAUGUCGGGCAGGCCUCCAACAACCAUCGUCCGAUCUUAGCUUUCUUCGCCGGAGGACCUCAUGGUCACGUUAGAAGAAGAUUGUUCGAGUACUGGAAAGACAAGGAUUCAGACAUUCAAGUCCAUGAAUACUUACCGAAAAAUGUAAGUUAUUUUGAAACGUUAGGUCAAACCAAGUUUUGCCUGUGUCCAAGUGGAUGGGAGGUGGCAAGUCCAAGGUUGGUCGAAUCCAUGCACGCCGGAUGUGUACCAGUGAUCAUUUCCGAUGGCUACGUUCUGCCAUUUAGUGAUGUUCUUGACUGGAGCAAAUUUUCCGUACAUAUUCCGGUGGCUCGGAUACCGGAGAUUAAGACAAUCUUGGAAGGGAUUUCCAUAGAUGAUUACUUGAAAAUGCAGAAGCUAGUUUUGCAAGUGAAAAGACAUUUCACUCUUCAUCGACCGGCUCAACCAUUUGAUUUGUUAUAUAUGAUUCUUCAUUCUUUGUGGCUAAGGAGGCUUAAUAUUAGAUUAAGAUUGUAA
Fraxinus pennsylvanica is the source of this 1008-nucleotide messenger RNA. NCBI's taxonomy places the organism in Eukaryota, Viridiplantae, Streptophyta, Magnoliopsida, Lamiales, Oleaceae. The record is from the annotation of a GenBank genome assembly.